AUUGGCCAAUCAGCGGCCUCGUUACUGUAGCCAGCUUGUAGUUCUGCAAUCAGUCCGAAUCAGUGUCGUCGCGACUCGAUCAUCUCAUUACCACAAACAAUUGUGCGUAUUCGCUUUCGCUCUUACCUCUGUUCUCUGUAACAGUUAAUUAGUUAAAUACAUUACUAUUGUGUUGAGGUCCAUCUCCGCUCUCUUAAGUCACCCGUUUAGUCCAUCACUCAGCGUCAAUUCCUGGUUUCGUAUUUUGAUUAGUCCAGACACUGCUCUCUCGUAAUAAGUAUCAUGGCUCGUACUAAGCAAACUGCUCGUAAAUCUACCGGAGGAAAGGCUCCCCGUAAACAGUUGGCCACCAAAGCCGCCCGCAAAAGCGCACCCUCCACAGGUGGAGUGAAAAAACCUCAUCGCUAUCGUCCCGGUACUGUUGCUCUUCGUGAGAUUCGCCGUUACCAAAAGUCCACAGAGUUGCUAAUUCGCAAGUUGCCGUUUCAACGUUUGGUCAGAGAAAUUGCCCAGGAUUUUAAAACUGACUUGCGUUUCCAAAGUGCGGCUAUUGGAGCUUUGCAGGAGGCCAGUGAAGCAUACUUGGUUGGUUUGUUUGAAGACACCAACUUAUGCGCUAUCCACGCCAAACGUGUCACAAUUAUGCCGAAAGACAUUCAGCUGGCCAGACGUAUCCGUGGCGAAAGAGCCUAAUUCAUCCACUAUCCUUUAAAGUGUAAUUUUUUUUGUUAAACAAUUUUUCUGGCAGUUAUCUUAUCGUUAUACAUAUAUUACUAUAUUUCAAAAAAAAAAAUAAUAAUAAU
Messenger RNA from Myzus persicae (green peach aphid), 803 nucleotides. Its product is annotated as histone H3.3. Gene Ontology annotation, molecular function: protein heterodimerization activity; DNA binding; structural constituent of chromatin. The transcript has 3 exons. NCBI's taxonomy places the organism in Eukaryota, Metazoa, Arthropoda, Insecta, Hemiptera, Aphididae. Gene Ontology annotation, cellular component: nucleosome. The coding region runs from base 283 to 693 and encodes 136 amino acids. The record is from RefSeq and is a predicted model, not a curated record.